AGAAACUUCUCUGUAAGAAGGUUACAACCACAAACGAUCAGGGGCAAGUUUUGGUCAGCCACAGAUUAACGCCGUAAUGGCAGAAUUUUACAGUAAAGCAAAUGAGGCUUAUGUAGACGAGCAGUUUGAAGAAGCACUGCAGUACUACUCCCAAGCCAUUGAAGCUGAGGAUGAUAAUCCGGAAUUUUAUUUAAGGCGGUCACAAACUCAAGCUAAGCUGGAGAAUUUCGAGGCUGCUGAGAAAGAUGCUAGGAAAUCUGUGGAACUGAAUCCCAGCAAUCAUAAAGGACACCUUAGAUUAGGAGAAGCACUGUUUAAAAUGGACAAGUACGAGGAAGCUCUGAAGGAGUUUCAAGAAGCAGACACGAUUACGCCAAAUGAUAACAAUAUCAAAGCUUGGCUGAAGAAGUGCGAGCCUUUGGUUCCGAAACCGACCAUUGAAGAACCAAUUAGUGAAAAGGAAAGCAGUUCACAGAUCCCUGAGGCUCCAAGUGAACCAACAGAGAAGGAGAUUCCCAUGCCACCAAUUGAAAAACAAAGGUAUGACUGGUAUCAAACAGAAACUCAUGUUGUCAUUAACAUCCUGAUCAAGAAGGCAAACAAAGAUGAUGUUGAUAUUAAUUACUCUGAACGAUCAGUUAGUGCCACAGUGAAACAACCAUCAGGUACUGACUACAGCCUAGAACUUGACCUUGCUUAUGAGGUUGUCCCUGCAAAGUGCAUCACCAAAGUUUUGGGUAGCAAGAUUGAGCUGAAGAUGAAAAAAGCGGAGGGUAUCAGGUGGAGCAAGCUGCAAGGGGACGGAGAAGACACCAAAAAACAAGAAAAUAUUGUUCAAAAAUACCCAAGUUCCAGUCACUAUACAAGGAAUUGGGACAAAGUUGUCAAAGAUUUUGAGAAAGAUAACGAACCCACGGGAGAAGCGGCCGUUAAUCAUCUGUUCCAGAAGAUUUACGCCGAUGGAAGCGAUGAAGUCAGACGUGCCAUGAACAAAUCUUAUUCGGAAUCUGGAGGCACAGUGCUGAGUACCAACUGGUCGGACAUAGGGAAGAAAAAGACAGAAGUUAAAGCACCUGAUGGCAUGGAAUACAGGAAAUGGAAUCCAUAGAUGUGCCACUAACUUAUGAAUAUUCAUAGAUGUGCCAGUAACUUAUGAAUAUUCAUUGAUGCUUAUGAUUUUUCUUUACUACAUAUGCCUUCAAUUGAAGAUAAUGCAAAACACCAAGGAGCAACAUUUAAACUGUUUUUAAAGUUUUAUUUUUAUUAUAUUGAUGGAUUACUUACAAACCAAGAUAUUUUUCAAGAAUUUAAGAGAAUUCUGCUCAUACAGAUCAUAACGUCGCUGUCGUCAUAAUCAUCUUCACCAUUACCAUUUCCAUAAUAUUCAUCAAUUUUCUAGGAGUAUUUCUGUUUCAAACAGUCUUAACACUUUAUCAUGGGCCCUUCAAUGUUAUUUUUGUUUGCAUGUACAUUUUGAAAAAUUUCUUCCUAGUUUAGUGGGAAGUAAAAAUUAAGCAGUCACAUUAUUUGGUUACCAUAGAAAUUCGAACUGUUGGUAUUUUCAAAUAGUUGAUUAUAAAUAUUAGGGAGUUUUUGCAAGCUUACAAAAACGAUAACGAAUAGAGCUACGUCAUCAAAUUUUUAGACAACCCUUCCGGGCUAAACAGUAGCAUAUCUCUCACAACACAAAAUACCUUUUGCAUACUUGACAGAUCAUAUUCAGCUCGUACAGUAUAUUGUCAAAAAUGUUUUAACCACGAAUGGCGAUAAUGAUGAUGACGUAUUCGUUAUCAUUUUUGUAAGGUUGCGAGUUCUCCGUUACUUAAAAAUAAAAUAUUCUGUCCUUAAAAAUGUUAUGCGAUUAUUCAAAACUGUUUUAAAGGUAAUUUGUAAUUAUGAACAAGAUAUGAGAUGUGAAGAGGGGAAGCUUAAUUACCUUCCCCGGCCAUUGAAUCAGGAAAUUGGGGUGGGGGGGGGGAAGAAAAUUGAGAAUGAUGAACUAAAUCCCUAUUCCAAUAAUAAUGGUCAUUUUUAGUAUUUUAACUCACUUGGAACUAAUUUGCUGCCAUGGGGGUGAGUGGGUUGGAGGGAGGGAGGGCUUUGCCCAUGUAAAUGUUAUGAGAAAACGUACAGUACAGUAUAAUAACUGUAGGGAGUUCCGUUUAAUUUUUACUUUGGAUGUUAUUCUAUUAUCAACAUAUGUUUAACAUAUCACCCCAGGAAAAAUAUAUGGAUUUUCUGAAAAUA
Molecule: messenger RNA, 2247 nt
Organism: Anneissia japonica
Lineage: Eukaryota; Metazoa; Echinodermata; Crinoidea; Comatulida; Comatulidae
Product: protein SGT1 homolog
Exons: 11
Coding region: 77-1108 (343 amino acids)
Biological process (GO): protein stabilization
Molecular function (GO): protein-folding chaperone binding
Source: RefSeq, a predicted model, not a curated record